UUUUUCGACGCCUUUCCGGUUUCAGUACGUGAACGUCCUCUCCCACCCAGACAUGGCGCCUCCAGGCCGCUGGUACUUCACCCGGGAGCAACUAGAACGCAGCCCGUCCCGCCGCGCCGGCGUGGAUCCGGACAAGGAGCUCUCGUACCGGCAGCAGGCGGCCAACCUCAUCCAAGACAUGGGCCAAAGGCUCGGCGUAUCCCAACUGACUAUUAACACAGCGAUUGUGUAUAUGCAUCGGUUCUAUAUGGUCCAGUCAUUUACCAAAUUCCAUCGUAAUACCAUAGCACCUGCAGCUCUGUUUUUGGCAGCUAAGGUGGAAGAACAGCCCCGGAAGUUGGAACAUGUGAUCAAGGUUGUCCAUGCUUGCCUUAAUUCAAAGGAACCCAUGCCGGACACCAAUAGCGAGGCAUAUCUGCAGCAAGCCCAAGACCUGGUCAUUCUAGAGAGCAUUAUACUGCAGACCCUGGGAUUUGAGAUAACUAUUGAUCAUCCGCAUACUCAUGUAGUGAAGUGCACACAGCUUGUUAGAGCAAGCAAAGACUUGGCUCAGACAUCUUACUUUAUGGCAACCAACAGCUUGCAUUUAACUACAUUCAGCCUCCAGUACACCCCUCCAGUAGUGGCCUGUGUCUGCAUCCAUUUGGCCUGUAAAUGGUCAAACUGGGAGAUCCCUGUAUCCACAGACGGAAAACCGUGGUGGGAGUAUGUGGAUGCGACUGUAACGUUGAAACUUUUAGAUGAUUUAACACAUGAAUUUCUUCAGAUACUAGAGAAAACUCCAAAUCGUUUAAAGCGCAUAAGGAACUGGAGAAUAUAUCAAGCAAACCGAAAACCCAAAGAUGAUGAUGAUGGAGAAGAUGAGGAUGGUAGCGACAGCCUUUCGGACCAAGCAUUAAUUAGGAUGAUCUCCCGCAGUGGACCCAUGGGCAAAUCCCCCUUUUCAGAUUCUUCUUCCCAGCCUUUCCCAGUACCAAAACAGGACUCUGGAUUGUCUGGAGAAUCAUGGGGAGCACCUCAAAAUAACCAGCGGGAGCACCAGAGGACUAGUGAGCUUAUCGCUUGCACAGAUCAGUCACAGCUGCCAGGAAAUAAACCAACUCUAGCAAAAGUCUCGCUGAAGGAUUAUCGUGCAAAACAUGCUGGCGAAUUAGCAGCACAAAAGCGUCAACUAGAAAAUAUGGGUGCUAGCUUAAAAGAACAGUAUGCCUCUGCAGCACAAAACUUGCUUAUACAGCAGCAGAAAGAUCGUAAAAAGGAGAGUCCUGCCUCGCCUAUCAUUUUAAAGAUUCCUUUGCAUGAGGUAAGCCAUGAGCGGACAGAAAAAACCCCGAGCCUAAAGCUGCGUCUUCCUGUGCCCAUCCGUGAGAAACCUGAGGACACAAAGAUCCGCAUAAAAGUGCCAAAUGAGGAGAGUAGUAGCAGCGGCAAGGUCCGAGACAAACACCGAAGCGGUUCUUCAUCAUCACAUCACCAUCACCACCACAACAGUCAGUCCCAUCGUCAGCACCAUCAUAACUCUUCCAGCUCGAGCAGUAAACGGUCGUCUUCUAGUGUGGCAGGAUCAUCGCACAAAACAGCAGAUCCAUCAAGAAAAAGACCUUUACCUGAAGAUAUCACUGGUCAUGAUCCAGUUUCUCUAAAAGUGAGCAGGACUUCAAUACCUUCCAAAACUGAAUCUCCAGUUGCACAGUCAGCACACAGAGCAUGGAGCAGUCAUAGCAUUCAUAAAAAAACAGAUAGGGAAACAUCUGGUUCUGAUGGGCGGAGCCUACCAAAAGUAAUUGAUUACAAAGACACUAAGAGUGGCGCUGCUGUUCUGUACACAGUAACAAAGUCCUUGUGCUCAUGACUGACAGUCUGAGGGGUUCAUUUAAGAAUGGAUGAAAAUAUUGUCUAUAUCUUUCCAUUUCUUCAAAAGUUUUGACUAAAAGCCAUGAGAACUAGGGUUCCAUUACUCCAUAGAAUCAAUGUUCUCUGCUAUGCCUCUGCUUUUCUACAGUUCUGAAGUCAGAAUAAAGAAGAGAUGGAAGAAACAAGGUUGUGCGCUCAUAACCUCUACUACAGUUUACAGUGGUAACUGAGGACACUUCUCCAACCUAUCAAUGACUUGAACAUAGCUAAUGAAAAUAUUUUGAGAAACCCACACACCUUGAGUUUAUUUGUCAUAUUAAAUUAUCCUUGUAUAUGGCAGUUGGACUUGUUCUAUUAUCAUUUCUGUUAAGUUCUAUUCUUGCAUUUAUCAAUGUUUUUAUAUAGCACCAGUAUCUUAACAGAUAAUCACAGUUUUCAUUGACAACCUGAAAGUCACAUUUUUUAAUGGAGUAUGGUGGAUAUGUUCAACUGCUGGCCUCAUGUCUUUUGAUGAGGUUAGCCAUGAGAUUUCUCCUCUGGAGCUGGAAACUAUAGCGGGAAGAUUUCACUGAUGAAGGCACCUUAGCCUCUUAUGUCUCUUGGAAUCUCGAGCUGUGAAACCUCCCCACAGUUUCCAGUUUUACUCUUAAAGCAGUAGUAAAGUCUUCUUGCGAGAGUACAAAAAAUUAGCCCCUCUGCAGGUUUAAAUCAUACUGUACUAGUCUGCACUGCAAACUAGUACAUUAUGUGAGACUUGCCUACAAAUGGGGCCCUCCAGCGCAGGGCUGUCACGUCGUCGUCCCCCAUCGAUUUUUGGCAGCUUCACUGUUAAUUCAGUCUUCUUUCUGGCAUCCAAAUCUUUGGUCGCUUGAUUGGCAGGGCUGCGUUGACAUCACUGCUGCCCAUGCGCACAGGAGUCACUUUGCCACACCAUACAGUGCGACACUGACAGGCAGGGAGGAUAUUUAUGACAGAAGAGACCUUUAGGGACUCUUCUUCUUAAAAAAAAAAAAAAAACUGCCUGUCCGCGGAUUUUGGCUCGCAGGAGUUUAUUACAACUUUAAGAUGGCCAUACAGUAUACAAUCUGACUGUACAACUUUUGUACACUCUCCUUUUUAGCGCUACCAAAACUCUUUAACCUCUUCACGCCCACAGCCUCCUGGCCCUUUAGGAGUUCUAAAAGCCUGGAGGCAGGCAUUCGGGUCGCGUGAGCGCUGUGAUUGGUGGUCGCUUGAUCAGAAAGCUCCUGAUCGCAAGUAUGCAUUGGGAGCGCGCUCUCAGCACGGUAAGUUGUUUUAACCGGGCCACAUAUAUGCGGCUGCUCUGCGAUAAGGCCCACCCGUUGUGUGUGCGGCCAGCACCAAGGGGAUAAUUAUGGAGACAAAACUGCAUAAUCCCUUUAAAUCAUAUAAAAUCAGGCAGGCCUUUAUACUACAUAGUUGAUGGUAAAUCUAAAGGAGAAUGUAUAGUGUAUGGUCAGCAUUAGACUAUUACUCCUGUGACCACACUAGUGUUUACAUUCUUCCCUGGUGUAAAUUAAUUAGAAAGCCAACAUUGAAAUUAGGAAUCCCAUUUUUUUGCCCUAACUUUUGUCCAAGCAUAGAAACAGCUGUAACAAACAAGCUUAAUAAUUUUAACUGUCCGUUAUUGACCGAAUCCUAGAGUUCUCCACUCUUAAAGAGGAGCUCCAGGCUCCCCCCAAAAAAGUAAAAGUCAGCAGCUACAAAUACUGUGUAGCUGCUGGCUUAUAAUAUGACACUGUCCAGGGAUCCAGCAAUGUCCUCAUCUUUAAUCGGCUUUGGUUGCAGGUGUCGGCAUCUUAAGUAGGGGAAACUGGCAGUUAUGCCUUGCAGCUUCACAGACAGUUUCCUACUGCACGUGCACGAGUAGCACUGCACUUUGUGAAUGGUCCUGCAGUCUUCUAAAAGUCAUCUGUGUCUCAGAAGGAGGAGGGCUGAACUUCCAGCUCAGAUCGCCACGCCGCAUCUGACCGGAAGUGGGAGCGGGUACCUACCAAAACCAGGUACCCCCCCCCCCCCCCAAUAAGAGUGCAAAAUGUGGAGGGGGGGAGGAUGGAUGCAAAAAGGCGGAACUUCCCCUUUUGGGUGUAGUUCCACUCUAAAGUAAGCUUUUUU
Messenger RNA from Rana temporaria (common frog), 3990 nucleotides. RefSeq names its product cyclin T1 (gene CCNT1). The coding region runs from base 53 to 1852 and encodes 599 amino acids. Gene Ontology annotation, biological process: regulation of transcription by RNA polymerase II; positive regulation of DNA-templated transcription, elongation. The record is from RefSeq and is a predicted model, not a curated record. The transcript has 10 exons. Gene Ontology annotation, molecular function: cyclin-dependent protein serine/threonine kinase activator activity. Gene Ontology annotation, cellular component: nucleus; cyclin/CDK positive transcription elongation factor complex. NCBI's taxonomy places the organism in Eukaryota, Metazoa, Chordata, Amphibia, Anura, Ranidae.